This is a messenger RNA of Cryptomeria japonica (Japanese cedar), 1267 nucleotides long. RefSeq names its product WAT1-related protein At1g21890-like. NCBI's taxonomy places the organism in Eukaryota, Viridiplantae, Streptophyta, Pinopsida, Cupressales, Cupressaceae. The transcript is spliced from 7 exons. The record is from RefSeq and is a predicted model, not a curated record. The coding region runs from base 76 to 1014 and encodes 312 amino acids. Gene Ontology annotation, molecular function: transmembrane transporter activity. Gene Ontology annotation, cellular component: plasma membrane.
AUAAUUCAAUCUACAUUCAAUUUCGUUUUGCUUGUUUUGAAUCAUUCUUGUAGUCUGCUCUGUUCAUAGAACAGAAUGAUGGUAGAAUACAAACUCUAUGUAGGUCAAAUUUUAGUUCAGGCUGGACUUACAGGCAUGUAUAUCAUAGUUAGAAUUGCUUUUGACAAUGGGAUGAACCGUUUCGUAUAUGUAGCUUAUAGACAAGCUGUUGCUACACUUGUAAUGGCCCCUAUUGCUUAUUUUUUAGAAAGAAACGACCGUCCCCCAAUGACUUGUACCAUUUUCUGGCAGAUCUUUCUUAUUGCUCUUUCUGGGAUUAGUGUGAGCCAGAAUCUAUUUUUCAUUGGCUUGGCAUACACUUCGGCCACCUUCACAGCUGCAAUCAUAAACGUCCUUCCUAUUGUCACAUCUGUGAUGGCCAUUGCUUUUCGAUACGAGAAAGUUGACAUCAGAACUAAGCGUGGACAAGCAACAAUUACAGGGACUGCUAUAUGUGUGGGAGGGGCAAUGAUUAUGACAUUAUACAAAGGCUCUACGAUUAGUCUUACUGGGACACUUGUCCUAAAACUGAGUACAUGGUUUCUGGGUGCAGCGUCCUUGGUCGUUUGCUUGCUUUUUUUGGCGGCAUACCUUACUUUUCAGGUCCCAAUUUUGAAGAAGUAUCCCGCUCAAAAAUCAUUCAUAGCAUUGGUACUCUUACUAGCCACACUCCAGAGCACAGUAAUGGCCUUAAUAUUUGAGCCACACAUCUCUUCCUGGAAAAUAAACUGGGGCAUAGACCUUUUCAGCAUUGUAUACUCGUAUGAGUUCGGCCUUUACAUUCUUUGUGCAAACCUACACCAUCAAAGAAAGAGGACCCAUCUUUCCAUCACUCUUCAAUCCAUUAUCUGCAAUUAUAGUUGCAGUCUUGGAGCUGACGAUCUUUCAUGCAAGCCUUCAUGUGGGAAGCGUGGUAGGAGGAGUUCUAACAAUUGCAGGACUUUACAUUGCUCUGUGGGGAAAAGCAAACGAUAAAGAAGAAACGAGGCCAAUAGAAGAUGAGGUUGAAGAUGGCACAGUUGAAACUAAGUAGCCUCUGUUAAAGACAUGAAUCUCAAUUAGAUAAAGAAAUUUCUCACCACCAGACAACAACUAAUAUUUAGUAGCAUCCUAGCCAACUGCAUGGUGUACCUUAAAUAUGGAAAAUUGUAUAGGUCAUUAAAAAAUUAUAAACAUAUUAAAUAUCCACAGUUAAUAACGUUAUUCAAAUAGAUUUCUUUUUACAACA